AUGGCGCCCUUGUGCCCUCGGCUCCCGGAGCCACCCGGGCCCCGGGGAGCACAGGCCCAGGGCUGGCUCCGCACCAGCGCGGUCCCGGCCCCCCCGCCAUCUUCGCCCCCUGCCCAGCGCGGCCCACGCGCCGCCCGCCUCACGCGCCCCAUCCCGCCCAACCGGCCCAACGGCCGCGGCGCGAGCGCCCCCGCAGCACCAGGCGCCUUCCUCUGGCGGGGGAAGGAGCGUCCUGCCCUGCCUGCCCUGCCCCGGCGGGGAACUGCGUGUCCUCUCCCCUCUCCUGGCCCUCAGCCCUGCGGCAGGUACCGUGGUCCGCCCGGCUCCUCGGGCCUGCGCUGGGGGCAGUUGUCUGAGGGGGGCUGUCUAGAGGCGGGCAGGGGGCAGAUGUCGGGCCUCUGCUGUGGGACAGGGGUGCGGGCAGUGCGAGCUGUGGGGCUGCUGGUGUGUAACGGGGAGAGCGUGACGCCAGGACAGAGUCCAGCGACUUCCCUCAUGGACAGGACCAUCAAGAUGAGGCAAGAGGCUGAAGCCCGGAGAGUGGCCUUGGCCUGGGGACUCCUUCAUAUGUCUAUGGCAGGCAUGAUAUAUACUGCAAUGAGUGGAAGACUCAUCAGCUGCCACUGCAACAUCCCAUACGGGCCACUCUCUUGUAUUGGACUUGCACUUGCAUCUGUGUUCAGCGUGAACGCCCUGUUGGAUUUCUGGAGGUACUGCAAGUACACAGGGACACCGAGGAGCUGGGCCCCGAGUCCCGGCCAGCAGCCCCUGCUGGGCUGGCAGAGUGCAGCUCCACCCACUGUGCUGGCAGCAAAGACAGUCCCGUCUGCGACGCCUUCUGCUCCCAUCCAGGGUCAGACGGUGCUGAGUUACAGCCCGUCCCGCUCCCCCAGAGCCAGCCCAAGGUUUCCCCCUGCUUAUCUCACGGGGUACAGGCCUCAGCUACAGGCUGCCUCAAGCAGCAGCCCCUCCUUUGGCAGAGCUGUAACUCGCUCACCCAGCAGCAGCUACAAGGUUUACGGCUUCAGCCCCUCUUCCAGUGGAUCCCUGUACGCCAGCAGUAUUGGAAGAGUGCAAAGGAUCAGGCUGAAGCCUUGUCACCACGCUUCACCCUUUCUCUAUCAUGCUCCUACUGCCAAGGAAGACUACAUGACAGACCUCAAGUCACUGCAGACCUUCCUUCAAAAUGAAGAGAAGAAACAACGCAGAGUUCAGCUGGGAAGUUCCGAUUCCAGCUCUCCUUCCAGCAGCCCAACUUCUGGGAACCACAGAUGCUUCACAGCAGACUCGGCGCUGGUGCUGCUGAACUACGAGUACCAGCUGGCUUGCCUGCCCCGGGCUCCGCCAGCACACAGGGACAGAGCUGGUCUGAGCUCCAAGCAGGCUGCAGAAGAGCAUCAUGAAGAUCUUUGUGCUGCCCGUGCCGCGACGUCUGCAGAAAGGGCUGCUGCUGAGCUGCUGGAGAAUACCAGUGUUCUGUGUGUAUCAGUGACAGAAGAGAGACCUGAGCCCAUCAACACUUCAGCAGGAGGGAGAGGGCCAUCAGAAGCAGCCACGUGCAGGAAGGGAAGACCCAGCUCACAUGAUGGCCAGUCCCCUGGCUUCUCCUUGGACCCUGCCUUGGUCUGCUGGCCAGCAUGCAGCUGGGGAUGUGCUGGCACUGACAUUGGGCAGUUGGUCUCCAUGGCAGCGAGUGCACGGACAAAUACCAGUUGGAUGUAGCCUGCGAGCGGGGCUGCUUUCGGGAGGAAGGAAGAGGAGAGUGAGAAGAGAGUGACCGUGGAUGGGCAGAUGUGC
This is a messenger RNA of Apus apus (common swift), 1797 nucleotides long. RefSeq names its product transmembrane protein 209-like. Bases 1 to 1722 code for a protein of 573 amino acids. The record is from RefSeq and is a predicted model, not a curated record. Gene Ontology annotation, cellular component: membrane. The transcript is spliced from 11 exons. Lineage: Eukaryota; Metazoa; Chordata; Aves; Apodiformes; Apodidae.